AUGUGGAUCUAUUUUAUUUUCAUUCUAACUUUCUCAACUAAAAUAGUUUGUCUUCAAACUUGUUCAAAUUUUGAAAAUGGUAUUGAUCGUCCUGGACCAUGGUAUGCUUAUAUUCAAACCAUAUCAUCGGCUGAUGCAUGUUGUAAUCUAUGUAAUGAUGAAGGUGCAAGAUGUCAAUCAUGGGUAUUUGUUCGUACAGGUGCUACUAUUGCACCUGGUUGUUAUCUUAAACAAAAUAUUCCACCUAUAAAUCAAGCUUCAAAUUGUCAACAAUAUUGUACAAGUGGUUUUAAACAAACAUCUUUGAUAAUUAGUGGUCGAUGUGCAUAUCCCGGUGGCAUAUUUGAAUUAGGUGUUGAUCGACCAGGUGAUAAUUAUGUUCGUUUAUUAAAUGUUCAAAAUCAUCCGACUUGCUGUGCUAUAUGUCAAAUGGAAGGUGACAAAUGUCGAGCAUGGACAUUUAUUCGAAAUGGAGCUCCAGGCAAAGAAAGUGGAUGUUUCCUAAAAGAUAAAGUGCCGCCAAUAAGCAAUGUUCCUUGUGUACCAUGUACAUCUGUUCGUCAUGGUGAACGAACACCUAGUUAUCUAUAUCCAACAAAUCCUAAUGAUCCUCAUAUUUGGCCAAAUGGUCUUGAGCAAUUGACUGUUCGAGGAAGAUUACAACAAGUUUCUUUAGGACAAUAUAUUCGAGAACGUUAUUCAAGUCUAAUUAAUUCUACUUAUGUAGCAUCUGAAAUUACUGUUCGAAGUUCGGAUUAUGAUCGAACACUUAUGUCAGCUUAUUCAAAUCUUGUUGGACUUUAUCCUUCGUCAAAAAACUUUCAAUUACCAGAAAAUAUGGUCCAAUCAAAUGUUUGGCCAGAAACAUUACCUUGGCAACCUAUUCCUGUACAUACUAUUCCAAAACCUAUGGAUCAUCUCUUGACUGUUAGCUCUUGUGAUCGAUAUGGCGAUUUAGUUGAAGAAUUAAGAAAAAGUCCUAGAAUUCAACGUCUGAAUAAUGAAUAUCGAGAUCUUUUUCAAUAUCUUGAAAAACAUACAAAUCAAUCUAUAUCUGAUAUAUUUAUUGCAUGGGAUGUUGCAGAUACAACACUUAUCGAAGCUAUUUAUAAUGUAACACCGGCAUGGGUUACUCCACCGAUUCUUCGACAACUACGUCAAGUAUCAGAUCUAUGUUUUUAUCAUCUUUUUUAUUCAUCUGAAAUUAAUCGAUUACGUGGUGGACCAUUAUUACGUGAAAUUUUACAAAAUAUUGAAAAUUUAAUAUCAAAUAAUGCUAAUGGACGAAAAGCUAAAAUUUAUUUUGGACAUGAUGUUACAAUUUCUGCUAUUCUUGCUUAUCUUGGUGUUAAUUAUGUUCAUCAACCACCAUUUGCUAGUGGAUUAUUUUUUGAUCUUUAUCAACAAGAUGAUAAUUCAUAUGCUAUUCAACUUGAAUAUUUAAAUAUAACAAAUAGUCGAAGUACACAUAUUAUGACACUGCCAGAAUGUUUUAAUGCAAUGUGUCCAUUGGAUACGUUUAUUCAAUUAUAUCAAGCGAAAUUACCCCAAGAUAUGGACAAAGAGUGUGAAUCAACUAAAAUUCAACGUACAUUUCCUCGUAUUCAUCAUGUUUCUUUUUCAUCAAAAUAA
This is a messenger RNA of Rotaria sp. Silwood1, 1632 nucleotides long. The record is from the annotation of a GenBank genome assembly. Lineage: Eukaryota; Metazoa; Rotifera; Eurotatoria; Philodinida; Philodinidae.